Messenger RNA from Penicillium subrubescens, 963 nucleotides. Its product is annotated as aromatic ring-hydroxylating oxygenase subunit alpha. Bases 1 to 963 code for a protein of 320 amino acids. The record is from RefSeq and is a predicted model, not a curated record. Lineage: Eukaryota; Fungi; Ascomycota; Eurotiomycetes; Eurotiales; Aspergillaceae. The transcript is spliced from 5 exons. Gene Ontology annotation, molecular function: 2 iron, 2 sulfur cluster binding; iron ion binding.
AUGACUGAACUUACUCGCACUUUGCCUGCCUCGUGGUACUGCAAUGGACCACUCUAUCAAAUGGAGCGCAGGGCGGUCUUCAAGAAAUCCUGGUACUUGCUUGGUCCUGUGACUCGAUUCCAGAUGGUAGGCGAGCAUGUCGGCUAUGAAGUCGCCCAGGAGCCUAUUUACGCGGUUCGCUUGACCGGUGAUACUCUGAAUCCUCUCGCUGAGGAACUGAAGGUGUUUCAUGCGAAGACGGAGAAAGAAUUGUGUUGCUAUGUGACAAAGACCGGCCUUCUAUUUUCAACAAUUUCUGAUGAUGCACCUUCUUUCCAUGAAUUCUUCCCAGAACUCGAGGACUUGUUAGGCAAAGUCGACUUUACUCGUCUGCCCCAUCGUCGCAGCAUUCGUUAUGAGGGUCGCUUCAAUUGGAAGACCAUGGUUGACGGGUAUCAAGAGUGUUUGCACUGCCAAUACACUCAUCCUUCAUUCUCCGUCUACUACCCACCGACCUUCUACACCGUGCGUAACAACCACAACUUCUCUCAGCAUAUUGCAGACCCAAAGAAGCCCGAUGAUGGGCUAUUCCUCUACUUCUUUCCGAAUUGUACACUCAACGUCUACGGUGGCGGUAUGUCGUCUUUCCGGGUGUGUCCGACCUCGGAUCCCCAAGUGACUCGCAUGGAGUUCGACUACUACCACUUGGCAGAGGGUGAGAAAUUCGAGGAGUAUUUCAAGUUCGUCCGCCAAGUUGCUAUGGAGGACUUUGAGCUCUGCGAAAAGGCUCAGGAUAAUUUGGCUAAGGGUGUUUAUCACGAGGGUAUCUUGAACCCGGAGAAGGAGAAUGGUGUUUCUUACUACCAACAGCGAGUCUUCCAAAUGGUCUGUGAGCAGCAUACGGCCGAUCAAGUGUCUAGGCAGAAUGAUGACUCUGGCCGAAAAGAUCAGGUUCCACCAUCUUUGUUGCAGAUGGUAGCUUAG